Molecule: messenger RNA, 4161 nt
Organism: Pelobates fuscus (common spadefoot toad)
Lineage: Eukaryota; Metazoa; Chordata; Amphibia; Anura; Pelobatidae
Gene: MYO1A
Product: myosin IA
Exons: 29
Coding region: 180-3401 (1073 amino acids)
Biological process (GO): actin filament organization; vesicle transport along actin filament
Cellular component (GO): vesicle; actin cytoskeleton; myosin complex
Molecular function (GO): microfilament motor activity; ATP binding; actin filament binding
Source: RefSeq, a predicted model, not a curated record
CAGCUCCACAUGAGACGUGCAUUCAGAGGUCUGCUCCAGGAUUUUGGUGUUUUAGGCAGUUUGGGAAUCCUGAAAGUUACCAACAUUCUUCAGUUGCAACUGUAGCAAAACAAACAGAAACUGACUUCUCUGAAUAAACCUUCCUGCUUGGUAGAAAGCUCCAAACCCAGGCCUGUAAAAUGGAUUUCCAAUCGUCUUUCCUGGAUGGGAUGGUUGGGGUUGGGGACAUGACCCUCCUGGAAUCCCUGUCUGAAGACUCCCUUCUCCAGAAUCUUAAAGAAAGAUUUAAGAAUGAUGAAAUCUAUACAUAUAUUGGAAAUGUAGUGAUAUCAGUAAACCCCUACAAGCAGCUUUCUAUCUACUCUGAUGAGAAAGUGGAAGAAUAUAGAAAUUGCAAUCUGUACCAGCUGAAGCCACACAUCUAUGCAGUGGCUGACGAUGCUUACCAGUCUCUACGUGACAGAGAUCGGGAUCAGUGUAUUUUGAUAACAGGGGAAAGUGGUGCCGGAAAAACUGAGGCUAGUAAGCUGGUGAUGUCAUAUGUGGCAGCAGUUUGUGGGAAAGGAGCCGAAGUGAAUCAAGUGAAGGAACAGCUUUUGCAGUCUAAUCCAGUUCUAGAAGCAUUUGGAAAUGCCAAAACAACCCGGAAUGACAACUCUUCUAGAUUUGGAAAGUACAUGGACAUUGAGUUUGACUUCAAAGGCGAUCCUAUGGGAGGUGUAAUAAGUAACUAUCUUCUUGAGAAGUCCAGAGUGGUGAAACAUGUUAAAGGAGAAAGAAACUUUCAUAUAUUUUACCAACUUCUGGCAGGAGGAGACCCUCAACUUCUUGGAAAAUUAAAGUUGAAGCCAGAUUGUAGUGCCUAUGACUACCUGAAUAAGGAUUCUACUAGCCUAAAUGGCAUGGGGGAUGCAGAGAACUUUACAAUUGUUAAGAAUGCCAUGAAAGUUAUUGGAUUCUCAGAUGCUGAAGUGACAUCUGUUCUUGAAAUUGUUGCUGUAGUUCUGAAGCUGGGAACUGUCGAAAUAAAGGGUCAGUUCCAAGCCAAUGGAAUGGCCUCCAGCUAUAUCCCAAACACAACAGUGAUUAAAGAGAUUUGCUCUCUGAUUAAUCUUGACUCUUCUCUAUUGGAAAAUGCAUUCAGUGUUCGCACUGUUGAAGCCAAACAGGAGAAAGUGGUGACUACGUUAAAUGCAUCUCAGGGAACAUAUGCCCGAGAUGCUCUGGCUAAGAAUAUGUAUGAUCGACUGUUUAGUUGGCUGGUGCAGAGAAUUAAUGAAAGUAUAAAGGUUUCAGAGUUCCAGGGAAAGAAGGUGAUGGGGGUGCUGGACAUUUAUGGAUUCGAAGUUUUGGAGAACAAUAGUUUUGAACAGUUCAUCAUUAAUUACUGUAAUGAAAAACUGCAGCAGAUAUUCAUUCAAAUGACCUUGAAAGAAGAACAAGAAGAAUAUGAAAGAGAGGGUAUUCAAUGGACUCGAGUAGUGUAUUUUGAUAAUGAGAUUAUCUGUAACCUCAUAGAAGGUGCUACGAGCAGUAUCUUGUCUAUACUGGAUGAAGAGUGCCUGCGCCCAGGGCAAGUGACCGAUGCUACUUUCCUAGCCAAACUGGGCCAACAAUUAAAAAGCCAUAAACACUUCAAGAGCAAAGCCAGUCAAAAUGACAAACGCAUUACUGACAAUACAUUGCCUGAUAAUGCAUUCCGCAUUGAACACUAUGCUGGCCAAGUCACUUACAACACAGAUGGUUUUCUGGACAAGAACAACGAUCUUCUCUUCAGAGACCUCUCUCAGGCCAUGUGGAAGUCCAAGCACGAGUUACUUAAAUCCCUUUUCCCUGAAGGAGACCCAAAGAAUGCCUCACUUAAACGUCCCCCGACUGUUGGCUUCCAGUUCAAAGGCUCAGUGUCAACUCUAAUGAAGAAUCUGUAUGCCAAAAAUCCAAACUACAUCAGAUGUCUAAAGCCAAACGGUUCAAAAAAGCCAUCCUUGUUUGAUGAUUCACUUGUUAAAACUCAGGUCCGUUACCUUGGACUCUUAGAAAAUGUGAGGGUACGUCGGGCUGGAUAUGCCUAUAGACAGGUAUACAGUUCUUUCCUGGAUCGCUACAAGUUGAUAAGCAAGCAAACAUGGCCAUAUUGGAAAGGAGAGGCACGAGCUGGUGUGGAAGCCUUUAUGUCAGAGAUAAAUUAUCCUUCAGGAGAAAUAGCAUAUGGACGCACCAAGAUGUUCAUCAGGACCCCAAGUACUCUUUUUGAUUUGGAAGAAAGGCGCAGGAAGAAGCUGGAUGAACUAGCCACCAUGAUCCAGAAGAUAUAUCGUGGAUGGAAAUGCCGUUCACACUUUAAACUUAUGCGCAAGAGUCAGAUCAUCAUUGCUGCCUUUUACCGUGGCCACGCGCAAAAGACACAAUACCAGAAAAUGAGAUUCUCAGCAUUGCUGCUGCAAGCAUAUGUCCGUGGCUGGAGGGCACGUGUACUGAUGAGAUCAUUGAAACAGCUUAAUCGCCAAGCGGAGGCAUCAACCACUAUAUGUGCUUUUUGGAGGGGGUACAAGGUGAGAAAAGAAUACAGGAAAAACUUCCGUUCUUCAGCAUCAAGGAAGAUUGCUAACUUUAUCUACCGGAGAAUUCUCCAGAUGUUUUUUCUGGGACUUAAAAAUAACCUUCCAUCUAUGUCACCAUUAAGCAAAAAAUGGACAGAGCCUAAAUACAAGUUUCUUGCUACUGCCAACAAUGAACUCAUGAGGAUAUUCCAGUUCUGGAAGUGUAAAAAGUACAGAGAUCGUCUCACCCCACAACGUAAGGCCAUGUUUCAGGAUAAACUAUGUGCAAGUGAGCUCUUCACUGAAAAAAAGAAAUCAUAUCCUGCUAGUAUUCCCAAACCUUUCCAAGGAGAUUAUGUUGGAAUACAGAGGAAUCCUAAAUUUCAGAAGCUUGCAGGUUCUGUUCCUGGUAAGCUGGAUGUAGCUGCCAGCAUUCAAAAAAUCAACAAAGCUGAUGGGAAGGGAACAGCAAUGAUAUUAUUAUUGACAAAAAGUCACUUAGCACUUGCGGACUCGAAAGCUGCGGUGAAGAACCUUGCUAAGUUGGAUGAGAUUGCCAGCGUUGCUGUUAGCAAGUUCAAUGAUGGCCUCCUUGUUAUUCAACUGACUCCGACAUCCACAGCAGGAGCAAAGGGGGACUUUCUUUUAAACAGUGAACAUGUAAUAGAAAUUGUGGCCAAAUUGCAUCAAAAUGUGCUGGAAUCAACACAAAAGAAAUUGAAACUGCAGAUCAGUGAUGAGUUCCCAGUGAGAUUCAAGAAGGACCCAGUGACUCUAAAGUUGAUGGAAACAGGCACACCAAAUGGAAAAGGCCCUACCUUCAAAAAGAAAGGAAGCCAAAGAAUUGAAGUGUAUGUAUAGUGUCGAGUGGGGAAUGACCAGAGGAUGCAUGGAAUACUGUUUGAGAAGAGCGUACCUGCAAGUUGCAGCCCUGAGAAGAGAGAGAAGAUUUUGGUUAAAUCCAACAGUUCACAGGACUCCACAAGGGAAAUUGUUUUUUGAAGCCUUAAUAUAUGCUUUCACUGAGUAUGACUGUUUUAGCGUCUGAGGGAUGAUCAAUAAUUUUUUUGUUGCACAGCUGAUUUAAAGUUAACGACAAAGAACACUAAUCUUUAAUUUACUACCACGUGCCUUUCUGCUGCCUUAUGCUGCACUUUUUACUUUCUCUAGCAUGCCCAACUACAGUAUCCAGAAUCUCUCACAUUAGUACACAUAGUCUGUACACUGACAGAGGGAUUGCUGUUCUUUUUUCUCUACAACCCACACUCUAUGCCCAUAUAUAUACCUACACACAUUCCUUCAGUAUCUUCAACCUUACCAUGCACUGCUAUCUUGCUCACUGUGAAAGGAUGGCUGGGUUGAUGCCUAAAUAUUCCACUUUCAACACCCCAGUAAAUUUCAUUCUGCAUGUUUCAUCUGAAUGUUAUUCUCUCCAAAUAUAACAAAAUCAUGACAUGCCUCUAAAAAUCCAGGUGACAUGGAAGAAUGUUCUUGAUCCAGAAGUCAAUUCUGAACUUUUCAACACCAUUGAAGUAAAAACGGCAUUUAGUGAUAAGCUGCCUGAUAUGAAACUGGAUCACCAAAUAAAAAUUAAAUACACAUGUAUGUUUAAAAUCAUAAA